Saccostrea cuccullata (small rock oyster) is the source of this 1007-nucleotide messenger RNA. RefSeq names its product adhesion G-protein coupled receptor G6-like. Gene Ontology annotation, biological process: cell surface receptor signaling pathway; adenylate cyclase-activating G protein-coupled receptor signaling pathway. NCBI's taxonomy places the organism in Eukaryota, Metazoa, Mollusca, Bivalvia, Ostreida, Ostreidae. Gene Ontology annotation, cellular component: plasma membrane. Bases 18 to 1007 code for a protein of 329 amino acids. The transcript is spliced from 3 exons. The record is from RefSeq and is a predicted model, not a curated record. Gene Ontology annotation, molecular function: cAMP binding; G protein-coupled receptor activity.
UGAAUUUACUCGUCAAUAUGAGAGAGGAUAUUUUGAUUUCUGUGGUUACUUUGGUCAGUGGAUUUGCCUCUAUUCUUGGAGGAGUUGCGCUCAUUUUGUCACAUAUCUUCGUUAGACGUUUAUAUUUUGUUCGGGUUUUGUUAAUAUGUCUCACAUUUGCCGACAUUUUACAAGCAAGUGGAGCAGUUUUAGGAACCACAAACUAUCUGACAUUAAGUGAACAGAAGAGGAAAGACUCCAAUUCAUUCUGCGUCGUUCAAAGUUUUAUAACAACUUUUUCCAGUGUUUCGUCAUUUAUUUGGACAACUGUGAUAACAAUUCAUCUCUUUUACUGUUUCAUGAAACAAAUUAGUGAGACAAAGAACUACACCAUCUUUCUUUACCAUGUUGCAGGAUGGCUUGUACCAGCUUUCAUUUCUGUUGUUGCUCUUGAGUCUGACAAACUCGGACGCGGAACUUUUAAUAGCGGUGCCAAAGACCAUGACCCCGGGAUGAUAUCUAGUGGUCAGUGGUGUUGGGUUAAGGUGAAUGCAACCGAGAUCACCUCCACAGAUAUAGCCUUUAUGUUCCUUGCUGGGAAAGGAUGGGAAUUUGCAACAUAUCUAAUAGCAGGAGCAUUUUAUAUAAUACUAAUGGUGAAUAAUUAUCUAAGGAGAAGACGGGAAGAUCCUAGCCUUUGGAAUUCAGAUAUAGUAAGGGCAGAUGAUGAACGGUUUUGUUAUACGCCUUUUAUACUAUACCUACUCAGGAUCUGGGGAUCAACGAGAUUCAUCUUCACUAUAAUUGGAGCCUAUAAAAACCAAACUGUAGACAAAGUCGACUCCGUUCUGGUGUAUUUUCAUUGCAUAGGAGACAGUUCACAAGCAUUUGCAAAUUUUCUUCUUUUUUGUGUUUUUGACAAAGAUUUUCGGAAAGAAAUUUAUCGUGGAUGUAAUAGUCGAAAUAACAACGAAGAGGGGACGCCCUUGUUAUCCUGCGAAGAUCAAGAAGAUGAAACAAACAUUUGA